AUGGAAGUACGACGGAGAACGGCCGCUGGACCGGUCAACAAUUCUUUUGGGCGACAGUACGAAGUGGUGGAUGAUAAGUCUCGUCGUUCAGUUGAGGCACUAGGGUUCAAACACUGGAUUUUAGUGAUUACGGUAAUUGGUAUCAUCUACGGAGGUGUAGUAUAUCUUCAUAGGAGCAUGCCACCAGUGUUUGGAGCCAGUGAUCCCUCGAAAUUUAGUGAAGAACGUGCUCGCAAUUUGCUGAGAGAGCUUACUGCUCUUGGUCCUCGUCCAAGUGGCUCCGUUGCACUGGAGCACAAAGCCUUCAAGAUCAUGCAGCGAUAUAUUGGCAUGGUGAAUCAGACAACUAUAUCCAAAGGCGUGAAUCGCUUUGAGCUCGACGUACAGCGCCCAUCUGGAUGCUUCGAUCUGAAAUUUCUCUCCAGUUUUACUCUAUGUUACGACAAAAUCACCAACAUAGUUGUUCGUAUUGGUCCAGCAAGUGGGCCGACAAAUCAGGCGUUGCUGCUGAACUGCCAUUAUGAUACCAUGCCGGAUACUCCUGGGGCCACAGAUGAUGCGGUAUCAUGUGCCAUUAUGAUGGAUGUAUUGAAUGUGUUAUCGCAUUCUGAAGAACCCUUAAAAAAUGAUGUUGUUUUCCUGUUUAACGGUGCCGAGGAAAACUUCUUGCAAGGUUCGCAUGGGUUCAUUGAAAAUCAUCCUUGGCGACAUACUAUUCAUGCUUUCGUCAACCUCGAAGGUACUGGAUCUGGUGGGCGUGAAAUUCUGUUUCAGGCUGGUCCAGGAAAUUCAUGGCUUCUUCAGACUUAUCUGGAAUCAGCACCACAUCCGUUUUGUAGUGUAUUUGCUCAGGAGAUCUUCCAAUCAGGAAUAAUUCCAUCGGACACGGAUUUUCGAAUUUUUCGUGAUUAUGGGCGUAUAUCUGGGCUUGAUAUCGCUUACACAAAAAACGGUUGGGUUUAUCAUACAGAGUUCGAUGAGGAGUGGAGAAUUGAAGCUGGUGCAAUUCAGAGAGCUGGGGAAAACAUAUUGGCUGUGGUGCGUGCAAUCCUAGCUAGUCCGUAUUUAGUACAGGCAGCUUCGUUUGAUGAACAGAAUAAAUGGGUUUUCUAUGAUGUAGUUGGUUUGUUUACUAUAUUCUAUACGGUUUCAGUUGGUCAAGUUCUUAACUACGGUGCAUGUGCUUUGGUGCUGCUGCUAGUAUCAUUUCGUAUAUUACGAGGUGCUUACUCAUUAAAUGAUCUCGGUCUGGCCUUCUGGCAUCAUAUAUGUGCAUUUUUUGCCAUGAUUCUGUCAUCUAUCGUUGUUGUUGUCUUCGUUCUAAAAUUCGAUCUCGUUAUGUGCUGGUAUAAGCUUCCUGAGAUAGUGGGUCCGUUGUAUGUGUUGCCGAUUUUGAUUGCUGGAUGUACAGUACACACAUUUUUCGCCGACAAAACCAAGGUUCGAAAUAUCGAAAUGGUGCAGUAUGACAGUAUAGUCAUCACAUAUGCAAUGGUGCUUUUCGUGCUGACGUCGUUUCAUGUCGCUUCAGCAUUCUUCAUCUUCAACUGCGUUAUGUUUCCUCUGCUUAAGGAUCCGUUAAUUUUUGCAGUGGGUGCUUUUGGUUUAGUGGAGAGAGUGACUCCACGUGUUAUACUGAUCAGCCAACUCAUUUGUUUCACACCGGUAUUCACUUUCGCACUGUAUGCAAUUAGUCAGUGCGUUGAUUUUUUCGUGCCUGUUAUGGGAAGAUUGGGAAACGCUGUUAAUCCUGAGUUCGUCAUGGCAUCUAUUGGAUUUACGAUCGCAUCCAGCUUUGUAUUAUUUCUUAACAACUUAUUCUACAUUUCUCGUCGAAUGAACUAUUUGAUUAAAUGCGGAUGUGCGGUCUUUGUCUUCUUUUUUAUUGCCCUUGUAACCACAAGACUAGGAAUUCCUUACGAAUACAGUGAGGAUCACCCGCGCUUAAGAAGGAUCGUGGCGCUGCAUACAAAUAGAACUAUAUACAACUUCAAGGGCGACGUUAUACAGAGAGACAAUGGUCUGUUCGUGCAGUCUCUUGACUAUAGAGGUGCUGAAGAUCUUCCAGUACAUUCAUUCCUACAAGGUAGCACACCGCCAAAUUGCACAGGUGUAAAGGAUGUAUACUGUCGAUUGCCUUAUUAUACGGCUAUUCACAAAUUAUUCCCGCCUGAACAUUCACUAUGGGUUCCUGUGCCAUCCGAAGCUCCUAUCCCAUAUCCUAUUAAACUAACAAUGAUAGAUCGUGUUCAGAUGGUUGGAAAUAGACUGAAUAUUACUUUCGAGCUAAGAGGUGGUUACGAUAAAAUGUCUCUUCACGUAACUCCGCUGUCUGGCUAUGAGUUGGUGAAGUGGUCUUUCACCAACAUAAAUAUUGAAGAAUUUGGGCGCCGAACAACAUAUUUUGUUUUCCUUACUUAUGGAUUUGAAAUGCCGGAUCACCGAUCAUUCUGGAUUCUUUUGGAAAAUUCUGCCGCGUCUCCUUCUGAUCCGGAAAAUACUGAUAACAUUGAAAUAGCUGUGGCUGCCCAUCAUGCUCACGGAGAGCACCAAAACUCGGAAACGUUGCGUCAGUUACGGCAUCUCAUCCAGAGCCGUCGACAAACUCCUGAAAUGGCUGUUGGUUGGUGGAAAUGGGGUAUGACUAUGAUCGGUGGAAUAGCUGAGAUAGUCGUCCAUGUCUUUUAA
Molecule: messenger RNA, 2688 nt
Organism: Angiostrongylus costaricensis
Lineage: Eukaryota; Metazoa; Nematoda; Chromadorea; Rhabditida; Metastrongylidae
Source: the annotation of a GenBank genome assembly